GGAGCUUGCGUAGAAGACCCCUCAGGGUGCGGGGUGCAGUUGCGGCUCCAGGGCCAUGGCGGAGGAGCAGGGCCGAGAACUGGACCCGGUUUCCAAGCCGUCGGUGCUGUUCCUGCACCCAGACCUGGGUGUGGGCGGUGCUGAGCGGUUGGUGUUGGACGCGGCUUUGGCGCUGCAGGCGCGCGGGUGUAGCGUGAAGAUCUGGACAGCGCACUACGACCCGGGCCACUGUUUCGCCGAGAGCCGCGAGCUACCGGUGCACUGUGCCGGGGACUGGCUGCCGCGAGGCCUGGGCUGGGGCGGCCGCGGCGCCGCCGUCUGCGCCUACGUGCGCAUGGUCUUCCUGGCGCUCUACGUGCUGUUCCUCGCAGACGAGGAGUUCGACGUGGUCGUGUGCGACCAGGUGUCUGCCUGUAUCCCAGUGUUCAGGCUGGCUAGACGGCGGAAGAAGAUCCUAUUUUACUGUCACUUCCCAGAUCUGCUUCUCACCAAGAGAGAUUCUUUUCUUAAACGGCUAUACAGGGCCCCAAUUGACUGGAUAGAGGAAUACACCACAGGCAUGGCAGACUGCAUCUUAGUCAACAGCCAGUUCACAGCUGCUGUUUUUAAGGAAACAUUCAAGUCCCUGUCUCACAUAGACCCUGAUGUCCUCUAUCCAUCUCUAAAUGUCACCAGCUUUGACUCAGUUGUUCCUGAAAAGCUUGAUGACCUAGUCCCCAAGGGGAAAAAAUUCCUGCUGCUCUCUAUCAACAGAUACGAAAGGAAGAAAAAUCUGACUUUGGCACUGGAAGCCCUAGUACAGCUGCGUGGAAGAUUGACAUCCCAAGAUUGGGAGAAGGUUCAUCUGAUCAUGGCAGGUGGUUAUGACGAGAGAGUCCUGGAGAAUGUGGAACAUUAUCAGGAAUUGAAGAAAAUGGUCCAACAGUCCGACCUUGGCCAGUAUGUGACCUUCUUGAGGUCUUUCUCAGACAAACAGAAAAUCUCCCUCCUCCACAGCUGCACGUGUGUGCUUUACACACCAAGCAAUGAGCACUUCGGCAUUGUCCCUCUGGAAGCCAUGUACAUGCAGUGCCCAGUCAUUGCUGUUAAUUCGGGUGGACCCUUGGAGUCCAUUGACCAUAGUGUCACAGGGUUUCUGUGUGAGCCUGACCCGGUGCACUUCUCAGAAGCGAUAGAAAAGUUCAUCCGUGAACCUUCCUUAAAAGUCACCAUGGGCCUGGCUGGAAGAGCCAGAGUGAAGGAAAAAUUUUCCCCUGAAGCAUUUACAGAACAGCUCUACCGAUAUGUUACCAAACAGCUGGUAUAAUCAGAUUCUUUUUAAGAUCUUUAUGCUAUGUUCAUUAAUGUCAUUUUUAUGGAUUGUAGACCCAGUUUUGAAACCAAAAAAGAAACCUAGAAUCUAAUGCAGAAGAGAUCUUUUAAAAAAUAAACUUGAGUCUUGAAUGUGAGUCACUUUCCUAUGUACCACACCUCCCUGUCCACUUUUCAGAAAAACCAUGUCUUUUAUGCUGUAAUCAUUCCAAAUUUUGCCAGUGUUAAGUUACAAAUGUGGUAUAAUUCCAUGUUCAGCAGAGUAUUUUAAUUAUAUUUUCUCGGGAUUAUUGCUCUUCUGUCUAUACAUUUUGAAUGAUACUGUGCCUUAAUUGGUUUUGAUAGUUUAAGUGUGUAUCAUUAUCAAAGUUGAUUAAUUUGGCUUUAUAAUAUAAUGAGAACAGGGCUAUUGUAGUUCCCAGAUUCAAUCCACCAAAGUGUUCACUGUCAUCUGUUAGGGAAUUUUUGUUUGUCAUGUCUUUGCCUGGAUCCAUAGCGAGAGUGCUCUGUAUUUUUUUAAGAUAAUUUGUAUUUUUGCACACUGAGAUAUAAUAAAAGGUGUUUAUCAUAAAAAAGAAA
Messenger RNA from Pongo pygmaeus (Bornean orangutan), 1890 nucleotides. It is a transcript of the gene ALG2, whose product is annotated as ALG2 alpha-1,3/1,6-mannosyltransferase. Gene Ontology annotation, biological process: dolichol-linked oligosaccharide biosynthetic process. The transcript has 2 exons. Gene Ontology annotation, cellular component: endomembrane system. The record is from RefSeq and is a predicted model, not a curated record. NCBI's taxonomy places the organism in Eukaryota, Metazoa, Chordata, Mammalia, Primates, Hominidae. Bases 56 to 1306 code for a protein of 416 amino acids. Gene Ontology annotation, molecular function: GDP-Man:Man(1)GlcNAc(2)-PP-Dol alpha-1,3-mannosyltransferase activity.